AUGUUGUCUUACUUUUCUGGCAUGAAUAUUGAGGGUAUAUGUUUAAACCUCCCAAGACAUUUUGGAUUGGCGGUUCAAAGUUUACUGACAGAUUUUCAAAGCUUCGUCCAGAACAGUAAGUUCCUGCAAGCAGCCGAUGCCAUCAAUGAAUUGAAAUCUGCUUUCAUUGAAGACGAAUACUGUGAGCUGAAAAUUGUCAAGGCUCUAAGGUCUGAGCUGCGAGUGAACCAAGAGACGCUGCUGCAUCAUCUAGGAGAGGCCUGGUCUGCCAUGACUGUCUGGACUAUACCCCAUGCCAAAGAACCCGUCACCCUGACCAACGUCAGCCAAGUCCAACUCAAACUAGUUUACAGUGAAAAUGCUGCGGUGACUGUCAAUGCCAUGAGUCAGGUUGGAAUUCUGAAGAGCAAAAUGCAAGUUUUCGGAAAGAAACUGAUGGAGCAUAUUCUGAAGCCAGUUGUGUCGCUGUCAAAUGUUGCGCCAUCAAUUAACGCAGCUAAAAAGUCGCAGUCAACCACCGUUAGAUUCAAGGUGCUAUCCAAGAGCUCUGAGGAGCCGUCCGAUCCCGUAGCUGUGUACAAGAGCACUCUGGCAAUACUGAAAGCACUGAGCAGGCCGUUACUUAGCCUCAAGACAGAGGGUAAAAACAGAGAUGAGAACACAACGCUGAUGGCUUUGCUAGGAGAACACAUCUGGCCAGAGCUGUCCAAGUGUAUCAUCACACAUUGUCUGGUGCACUCGAUACCCACAAGCAGCUCAAAGCUCAAUGAGUACAAAGCUGUCAUCACGGCUACUGAGAGAUUUGAAGCUUCUCUCCGGAAAACAGGUCAGUUUAUUGCAGAAACUGCUUCUCUGCUGCUGACCUACGCCAGAGAUGUCAAUGUCCAUUUUGCUAACAAAAAGUGUCAAGAGCUGAUAGUUGAAGCCCGCAAGCUGAUGAAGAGAGAGCUGCACAAUACAAAGAGAGUCGGUACAAUGAAGGUUGACAACAAGAACGUCAAAGAUCAAAAACAAGAUGCCAAGGACAAGUGCCACGUCAGCGAGGGUAUCUUUGCACUGCCUGAGUGUGCAGUCAGUGAAAGCAUAGAGUGUCUUGUUAAUCUAGCCUACCAGACAUUACAAGAAGCUGCUAGUAACACACCACAAUGUGCCAUCCAACUGUUCUACACAGUGCGAAACAUGUUUGAGAUAUUUUGCGAUGUCGUACCCACAUACCACAGAGAUAGUCUGCAAAAGCUACCUCUGGAGUGCGCACUCCACCACAACAACUGCAUGUACAUCGCCCAUCACCUGCUGACGCUAGGCCAUCAGUAUCGUCAAUCCUUACCCCCGCCCCUCUGUGACGGCACAUCCACAUUUGUCGACCUCAUCCCUGUCUUCAGGAAGCUGGCAUCCGAAUGUUUCUUGGCUCAAAUGAAAAUGAUGUUGACUCAACUCAGUCCAACUUGAAUCUGGCUGGCGGUCGGUCCUCCGGCUGUAACAUGGAUCUGAAACUACAGAACCAGCUGAGUAAAUACAUGUACCUAGUCCCAGAAUUUGACGUUGGUAUAGAUGAUGUUGGGGAAAUCGUCAACAUACUUAAUGUCAUCAAGCUGUUGGUGAAGAAUCGCAUCUUUCAUCUGCUGAGGAUGUUUCCUAAUGUUGCUCAUCCGUUGCUUGAUGUCAUCGCCAGGGCAACCAACAGAUGCUGUCCACUCGCUUCUCUUCCUG
Patiria miniata (bat star) is the source of this 1710-nucleotide messenger RNA. Its product is annotated as centromere/kinetochore protein zw10 homolog. Bases 1 to 1449 code for a protein of 482 amino acids. The record is from RefSeq and is a predicted model, not a curated record. The transcript is spliced from 18 exons. NCBI's taxonomy places the organism in Eukaryota, Metazoa, Echinodermata, Asteroidea, Valvatida, Asterinidae. Gene Ontology annotation, cellular component: RZZ complex. Gene Ontology annotation, biological process: mitotic spindle assembly checkpoint signaling; endoplasmic reticulum to Golgi vesicle-mediated transport.